CAUGGUGUAGCACUUUAAAUUCAGUUCGCAUCUCCUACCGCUAGAUGGUAUUUAACAUUUUGAGCAAUCUUAUUUUCUAUGGUGAAUAGAAUAACAUUGUUGGAAGUAAUAUUUAACAACAAGUGUUGCAAAAGCGAUAUUAAUUUCACCUCGGUUGUCACUAAUUCUUGAAGAACUUAUAUGACUGUUUAAAGUAUUAUAUCCAUCAAUCAAAUAAUUAUAAUAUAUUAAAAAUUAUAAUUAAAAAAUAGUGAUCUAUAAUUUUUACAUUUUGCAUUUAAUAAUUUUAUAAUAAUGCUUGCACACAAAGUGAUACGACAAAGACACAUUUUUAAUUCACAGUUGAAUUAUUUAUUGAAGAAAUAUUCAAAGCAAGCAACAGCGGGUGAAACCAAACACCAAUAUGAAAAACUUUCUUUUCCACCUGUUGUAGAAAAGAAACCAAAGAAUGAAUCAGUUAUAUUUUCUCUACUUACAGGAAGUAUAAAACCAGAAAUGCUUGCUUUUCCUGAAGUGUUGCCUGGUGAUAGAUAUAAAGAAUUCCAUAAUUGGUUAGAUCCUAUUGAAAAUUAUGUAUUAAGUUGUACUAAUACAAAUACAAAAUUAAAUAAAGAAGAGGUAAUAUAUCAUCUUAGAGAACUUGAAUUAUUUCGGGCAUGUAUGGAAGAAGAUCAUGGUUUAAAUCUUUGUGAAACAGAAUCAUUGAGACUAAUAGAAGCAGUCAGUACAUUGCCUUGGUUGGGCACCUAUUUAGUAAAGAACAACAUUGUACCUCUUAAAAUACUUUCUAAGUAUGGAUCAGUAAGUCAAAAGCAAGAGUAUUAUCCAAAAAUAGCAACUGGCGAAAUUGUUCCUACAAUCUGUAUACAUGAAGGUGAUAACGGGACUAAUGUUAAUAACAUAAAAAGUCAUGCUGUACCAAUUGAAGGAAAAUCAUGGUUAUUAAAUGGUGAAAAAACGUUUGUAGUCAAUGGAGUAAGUGCUAAUCUGUUUUUAGUUUUUGCGAGGACCAUAUCUAAAACUUCAUGUAAGCUUCAACCAGAUUCAUUUUCUUUAUUCUUAGUAGAAAAAGAUAAUGAAAGUGUAGUCUGUAGUGAAGUUCAUGAAACAGUUGGUAGACACGAAAUUCCUACCUGUACAAUUAGUUUUAAAGAUGUAGUAAUACCUGAGAAAAAUAUCAUUGGUGAACCUGGUACUGCAUUUAAUAUAUUACUGGAACUGUUAAAACCAGGAGAACAAUAUUUGAGUGCACAAGCUAUUAGUAUUCUGCGAAAUUUCCUGAAUCUGUUAAUAACAGAUAUUCUGAAAACCAAGCAUUUUGACAGAGAUCUAUAUCAGUUUGAUAUAGUAAAAAACAUUGUAAGUGAAAUGAUUUAUAAUCUGUAUACCAUGGAAAGUAUGGCAUACUUUACAUUUGGAUUAAUAGAUAAAUAUGAAAAUCAAGAUGUUACCCUUGAAAAAGUAAUCACAGAAAGAUAUUGUGUAAAUAAAUGUUUAAAUGGUGUUCAAGCAGGAAUACAAUUAAUGGGUGCCCACAGUUACUUAAAUAAUACAUCAUAUAUACAGACAUUUCAUGAUGCUUUGGCUUUAUCAACAGUUGAUAUGAAUAAUAUGGAUGCAGAUACAUAUAUAGGAGCAGGUGUUAUACAACAAAUUGGAAAGAUUUUUCAAGAACACAUAUACAAAAAAAGGAAUUAUCAUAAGUAUCCUAUAUAUCACCUCAUAGACAAUUUAAUUGGUAAGGCUGAACCAGAUAUAAACAUUGCAGAACAUUUUCAUCGAUCGUUAAAGUUCGGUCUUGAAAAUCUAGAAGUCAGUAUAAAAUUAUUUGUGGAAUCUCUUAAUAAAUUACUUCUUCAAGACGGAUUACAAAUUAUAGAUCAGAUUAAUACUCUUAAAGUAAUCACUGAAAUGAUAUCAGAAAUAUAUGGGGGAUUUGCCAGUUUGUCUCGCUCGUCGAGAUCUUAUUCUUUAGGUCUUCGAAAUGCAGAUAAGGAAAAAGAUAUAGGAGUAACUGCAGCAUAUCUUACAGCCUGUAAUAUAAAUGAGAUUGCACAACACAUUGAAACUGGCAAAUUUGACUAUAGAAACGCUUUUUAUAAAACUGCAAGCGAACACGCGUAUGCAAAUCAUAGAUAUUGUAUGACACAUCCUAUAACUAGAGCAACGUUUUAAUGUUAAGUUGUUAAUAGUAAUUUUCUGAACCGUAAAUUAAGUGUAUAUGUACAUAUCUUGUAUGUAUAUUAUAUAUUUAUGUAUGUAUUUGAAUGAUUCAAUAAUGUAAUUAAACAUAACUUAUAAGGAAAUGAG
This is a messenger RNA of Megachile rotundata (alfalfa leafcutting bee), 2310 nucleotides long. RefSeq names its product complex I assembly factor ACAD9, mitochondrial. Lineage: Eukaryota; Metazoa; Arthropoda; Insecta; Hymenoptera; Megachilidae. The record is from RefSeq and is a predicted model, not a curated record. Gene Ontology annotation, molecular function: acyl-CoA dehydrogenase activity; flavin adenine dinucleotide binding.